AUGAGAUCCAGCUCCAACAUUCAUGCUGACUCCGAGCAUUCGCUUGAAAGCUCGGGCUCUGCGGAGAAGCAGAGCUUCCUCCCUGCCGGCCCGAGCGAUGAAGAGAUGUCCAAGCGGUUGAGCGAUCUCAGACGGGAGCUUGAGGAUGCCAAAGUGGACUGUUAUGUGGUACCCAGCGAGGAUGAGCACCAGUCUGAGGAGGUAGCCAUCAAGGACAAGCGGAGGGAAUGGAUCUCCAGAUUUGACGGCUCUGCGGGGACGGCCAUUAUCCCUCGAUCCACCUCGAGCAAGGCCCUGCUCUUUGUUGACUCACGGUACUGGCUCCAGGCCGAACAGCAGAUCAACAAGGAGGAGUGGACAGUGGUCAGGGUCGGCUCUGUCGCAGGGAGUGGACCGGCGAGUGUAUUGUCCGGAUGGACAGAUUGGGCUGUGAAGGAUGCCGAGGAUGGUAGCAGAAUAGGAAUUGAUCCCAGACUGAUCUCGUCAGCGUCCGCCGAUUCUCUUCUGGCCCGCCUCGAAGACACCGCAUCUCGUCUCGUCCCGAUCACCUGCAACCUCGUCGACCGGGUCAGAACCCUCCCUCCCCAGCAGAUCAACGCACUCAAACAUCACCCUGUCUCCUUCUCAGGCGAGACCACCCUCUCCAAGCUCUACCGACUCCGUACCAUCCUCUCAGACAAGGUCGUCUCUGGCCGAGAAUGGGCGUAUGUGCUCCCAGCACUACCGCCUAUCGCUUGGCUCCUCAAUAUGAGGUGCGAGGGCGACGUGCCAUUCUGUCCCGUCGGCUUCGCGUAUGUCGUUCUGACGAGGGAGAAGUGCCUGGUGUUCGUGGAUGAAGCGAAGGUGGUAGAUGAGGAGCUGAAGAAGGAUUGGAAGGAGGCCGGAGUGGAAGUGCGGAAGUAUGGGAUCGAGGAGGUCGGGAAGGCGCUCAAGGAUAUAGAGAAGAAGGUGAAAGCGGAUGAGAAGAAGUCGGGGAUGAAGGUGUGGACAUCGGCAAGUGCCAGCUGGGCGUUGAAGAACGUGUGCGAGUCGUUCCAGGCGGAGAUUAUCCCUUGUCCCGUCACAAUCACCAUGGCCGUCAAGAAUGCUACUGAGCAGGAGGGCUUCCGGCAGGCGUACCUUCGGGACGGACGAGCAAUGGUCCGGUGGAUUGCUUGGCUGGAAGGUCUGCUUCUGAAGGAGAAGCGGGAGGUGGGGGAAUGGGCGGCGGUGCAGACUCUGACUAGAUAUCGGAGACAAGAGGACCAUUUCGCCGGAUUGGCAUAUGAGGAUAUCUCCGCAUCUGGACCCAACGGAGCACUGGCGCAUUACCAUGCGAAGCGAGGGCAAGAUAUGCCAGUCGGCGUGGACGCGCCAUAUGUCGUUGAUUCCGGAGCGCAGUAUCUAGAUGGAACGAUAGAUACGACCCGAACCAUUUAUUUCGGCAACAAGCCCUCGGACGAGAUCAAGCGGGCCUACACACGGGUUCUGCAGGGUCACAUGGCCGUUGCGCAGUUUUCUUUCCCAGAAGGAAUGGAUGCGAGCUGGAUGAACAUGCUCGCUAGAGCACCAUUGUUCGAGGACGGCCUCGAGUUUGGACAUGGGCUGGGGCACGGUGUGGGUUCAUACCUUGGCGUACAUGAAUAUCCUGUAUCGUUCCCCCAUGGCUUCUCAUUCCAGCCUGGACACGUCACGACUGUUGAGCCGGGCUACUAUAAGGAAGGAGAGUUUGGGAUUCGUAUCGAGAACCUAUAUUUGUGCAAAGACAAAGACCCAAAGUCGACCGAGAAGAAGUGGUACGAAUGGGAGCGAAUGUCCCAGGUGCCUAUCCAGACAUCCCUCGUCGACUGGUCCAUCAUGAGCAAGGACCAGAUCAAAUGGCUCAACGCACAUCAUACCGAUGUUGAGAACGCGCUCAUGCCGCUCCUGGAUCAGGGCGACCAGGACAAGGAGGCGAGAGACUGGCUGAAGAAGGCGUGCAAGCCAAGGAAGAUCUGGCCGUGGACUCGCUAG
Messenger RNA from Dioszegia hungarica, 1992 nucleotides. Its product is annotated as peptidase M24, structural domain-containing protein. The transcript is spliced from 16 exons. NCBI's taxonomy places the organism in Eukaryota, Fungi, Basidiomycota, Tremellomycetes, Tremellales, Bulleribasidiaceae. The coding region runs from base 1 to 1992 and encodes 663 amino acids. The record is from RefSeq and is a predicted model, not a curated record.